AUGGCGCUCUCCUCGCAAUGGAGCCAGGCUGUCGUGGUGCGGGCCACCACCAAGGGCGAGGAGGUUGUGCCGCAGCAGCCAAACAACGGCACUGCGCGCGCUAUGGCAGCAGCCGGCAACCCCAUCAUUGUGCGGGCACGCACAGCCGCCAACUUCGGCGACGGGGUGACGCCGAGUGCGGGUAGUAACGGCGACCGCGGCAGUAGCGGGCACGGCUUCUUCUCCACCCUCAUCUCCGGCUACGACGUCAGUCAAACUUUUUGGGUACCGAACCCAGGCAAGGGGGAAAUGGGUCUGUUGGAGUACCUCGAUCGGCGUGGCUCGGCAAACAAGUCGCACGUGCUGCUGCAGAGCCGCCCACUCCCGGAGCUGCAGUUCAACUUUUCCACAUGCACUGGGUGCAACAUCGACCUCAGCCACAACAUGUUCCGUCUCUCCAAGGCCGCCAUGGCCCUCCAGAACAUGGACGCGGCGCUCGGCGACGACGGUGACUACUAUGACGACAGUGGAAUGGACGUGAGCGUCGGCGGUAGCAGUGCUGGGGGAUCCACUAGACCGAAUAACUUCUACCCCAACCUGGCAUCGUCCUCGCCGUUGUCUCGGCGUCCGGGGUCGGCACCACAGCAGCUCAGCAUUGCCACCCGUGUCUUCAAAGCCACCAUGCGAGCGAGUCUGCAGUCCCUUCAGGAGGAGGACUACUACCUCGUCAAGUAUCGCGACUACAGUGCCUGGGCCGUGUUCAAGUACCGCAGCAUCUGCAAGACCGACUCGAUCUUCGGCCGAAAGUACGUCGAGCAGUGCUUCGCCGUGCACGUAGGGCGAGAGCCAGGCGAGCUCGUGCUCAUCACAGAGGCGCAGUUCCUUUACGGCGUCGACCUACUGCAGCGUCAGCUGCUGAACCAGCUGACGAACGCCGUGCCGCGUCCACCGGCCGGCUGGGGCGGUGUGGACGCGAACCAGAGUAGCUAUCAGCAGUACCAGAUCGAUAUUAACUACAGCGCGUUGAAUGCUGACCAGUUCCGCUCUCUCGGCGCGCUGCUUGGCGACGGCAUGCGGCAGGUGGAGGUGGAAGGAGAGGAGAAAAAGCGCGAGGAGAAAGCGAAAGCGCAUGCACGGGCGAGGGUCGGUGACGACUGCUACGACUACACGCCGCCCGCUUGGUACGACUGGACCCCGGGUGCGAUCCGUGCACGGGUGCAGCACCGCCUUCAGAGGUAUUACCGCAGUGUUGGCCAGCUCACUGUGCAGCUCGCCGUGGUCGGCGUGUGCAGCUUCCUCGUCUACCGCGCCGUGAAGAGGCACAUUCCUGGCUUCUCCUCCCUGAGGGAUGGCGAGUAUGAGGGCCGCAGCAGCGGUGGCGGGCGUGAGGGGCGCGGCAGGGACAGCCGUGGAGGGCGAGGAGGUGGUAGCUACGGCGGCGGUCCUGGCGGUGAUGACUACUACUACUACCGACCAGGACUCUUCCGCAGCAUCUUGAUGGGCCCCAAGGAGGUGCUCGACUACAUGUUAGCCCCCGCCCCGGAGCGCUAG
Messenger RNA from Leishmania braziliensis MHOM/BR/75/M2904, 1530 nucleotides. RefSeq lists its product as hypothetical. NCBI's taxonomy places the organism in Eukaryota, Euglenozoa, Kinetoplastea, Trypanosomatida, Trypanosomatidae. The transcript has a single exon. The record is from RefSeq and is a predicted model, not a curated record. Bases 1 to 1530 code for a protein of 509 amino acids.